Molecule: messenger RNA, 585 nt
Organism: Penicillium cataractarum
Lineage: Eukaryota; Fungi; Ascomycota; Eurotiomycetes; Eurotiales; Aspergillaceae
Product: MARVEL domain-containing protein
Exons: 4
Coding region: 1-585 (194 amino acids)
Source: RefSeq, a predicted model, not a curated record
AUGAUGCAACACGCUAAGGUUAUUCGGCCAUUUCUUUUUUCAGUUCGCCUGCUCCUAUGGAUCUCCGCAGUAAUCACUUUGGGCCUUACUGCCUGGGUGGUUGAUCACCUGAAGGGCUAUCGGGCCAUCUUCACCCUAGUCAUUGCGGUUCUCACUACAGCGUUUUAUAUACCCUCCCUCUUCACCGCAUGCAUGCGCUGCAACCGUGGAUAUAUGAUUCCAUUAGAUAUAGUCUUCUAUGCACUAUGGCUGUCAGCAUUCAUCUUUGUUGCUCAAACCGAUGACCUUAUUGAUGGUGCUGGGUGUUCUUACUUCCUUUGGGACUUAGCACCACAAAAAUUCCUCACCUUCCCCUUUCCAAAUACGCGAACACACGUGCUCAUUUAUCCCCAAAGCUUCUGGACGUUCUGUGGCCUAUGUUUGGAAACCCUCAAUGUUUUUCUCAACAGUCGGCAUUCUGCGGUCGCCACUGUGAAUCAUCCCGAGAAAUUGAGUUCAUCGGGCCGUGGUGUUAAUAAUGGAACUACUACAGCCCCUGGCGCCGACCCUGCGCCAGCAUUGAAUGGUGAACACACUCAAGUUUGA